Humulus lupulus (European hop) is the source of this 2530-nucleotide messenger RNA. Its product is annotated as increased DNA methylation 2-like. The transcript has 4 exons. Lineage: Eukaryota; Viridiplantae; Streptophyta; Magnoliopsida; Rosales; Cannabaceae. Gene Ontology annotation, cellular component: nucleus. The record is from RefSeq and is a predicted model, not a curated record. The coding region runs from base 1168 to 2334 and encodes 388 amino acids.
UUGGAUAAUCUUUACGGGUCUGUGUGAAUUGUGAUCACCGCAAUGGGAUACGCUAUAUUCUAUACCUUUUUUUUGGGUAAGUUGUGAUUUAAUCUAAUGGAUCGUUCACUGCAUGUUGAUGUUGAUGUUGACUUUAAUUCAAUUGCAUGUAGGAUUCAAGCUGAAUUUUUUUGUGGGUUUGUGUUUGAUUCACUUUUUGAUCUAAUAUUUAUGAUAGAAAGCAUGUGUUGUUUUAUCAUACUUCACUGAUUAGAACUGAAGUUAUGAACGUUUCAUUUAAUGUUUGCGUGAAUCAAAAUUCGCUUUUUAUUAGUGUUGUCCAUUAUACUUGUGUACUGUCGAAUGUUCUGUUUCAAAACUUGAAUAUAUGCUCUCCAGUCAUUGAUUCUUUGCAUAAAUAAAUAAAUUGUCAUGCCAUAAAUACAAAUUAUUCUGAAGUUCACUUUUCGCUUUUUCUUUGUCUAUAAAGAUUGUAUAGUAUAUACCCUGCCAUCACUAGAUUCCCCUUGUCACCAAUAGACUGUUUGGCACUAAUCAGUAUCCAAGUUUAGGUUAGGGCAGGUUACCACCUAGAAAUAAAUCAGCUUGUAAAAGCAUUAACAGCCAUAAUGGAGUUUGUGGAUUACUUCAUACAGCUUAAAUACAAACUGCAAAAGCACUAUCAGCCAUUACGGAGAACCAUAUAUAGUUAUGAUGUCCUGGAAGAUCUCCUUCUAUUCAUUGCCUGUAGAAGAAUGUAGGUUGAAGUACAAUGGCAAUUAUGAAACACCAUACAAAUAAUAAUCAUAGAAGGAAAAAAUGUGGUUCAUAGGAUUAACCUGAUUUGAUCAACCUCUAGUAGUUCAACCAGAUUCCCAAAAGAUAAUGGAGUGAGGAUUUAAAAGAGUGAUUAAGAGGGCUGCUGUACGUGAACAAACUAAGGUAUAAAGGUUCAACCUUCAAGGCAUGGCUAAGUGCCAAAGUUCUGUGCCAAUCCAAAUUUGGAUCACUUAACGUUCCCUAUGAGGAAAAUUAUAUUGAACCCUCAACCUAGAAGUGUUGAUGAAUCCACCCUUGCUGGAACUCACAAUCCUAUUUGCGCAUGCUGGUUCAGAAAUGCCUUGAUGAUUAUAGCAAAUGUGAAAAGUAAAUAUAUGACCUAACUGGCACAUUUAUGUACAGAAAGCAAUGGCCGGUUCAUCUCAAGCUGUAAAUGCUAACAUCGUGACAAAGUUAGGUUCUACCAAUGCUCAAACUAAGGUCGCAGACAAUGAUCAGCGGUUUCUUUUGUUCUUUGUGAUUGGUACCUACUUUGGACCUGAUCUUAAAGGGGAGACCCCCCAAAAGUCAGUUUUGCAGAGAAUUGCUGAGGGGCUUCCACCUUAUACUUCUGAUCAGCUAGCUGGGUCACACAUAGAAACAGUAGAGGUAGAGCAUAUUUACCGUCAUGUUCUUAGGAAGGCUCACCAAUCUGCUGUUGUAAAAUUACCUUUGUUGCUCCAAUUCUUUGAUGGUAAUCUCCCUAGAAAUGGAGAUGACCCAACAGCCAACUACCCUCAGUUUCCCGAUCUCUUUCCUCCCUUACUUCAUCCCCGUUCUCUGAGCCAAAACCAAAACAAGAUUGUAGAAAACAUAGUAUUUGUUAACAACCCAGAAAUAUAUUACAUUGACAGAGAGGAUAUUGAAAGAUUCAGGAGGUUAACUGGACUGAAGGAUUUUCUUUUGGAUGAAGAUGCUGCAGGGUUGCAUACUACUGAUGGUGUCAUUUCACAUAGUGCAGCAGUUCAAGUGGACGAGUUUAAUGGAGGCUUUUCUCCUUCCAAAUCCUCACAAAAAACUAGGAAAACUAGGUGCAUGGACGAGCUCCUUAAGAUAAAUGAUCCUCUUCAACAUGACAGGGCUGGUUCGGCCAUGGUAUUUCUUCCUUCUCUUCCAACUGAAUCGGAAUUGUCUAAAAUAGUAGCUGCUACUAAGAACGGAUUUGCAUUGACUGGGAGUGCAGCAGUGGGGCCUGUGGGGCCAACUGUAGGACUCAUGGACAUUGGGGAAUGCGAGGACUCUUACAUCUUUCGCAUGUCCCUUCCAGGGGUAAAAAGAGAUGAAAGAGAUUUUAGUUGUGAAGUUUCAAGUGAGGGCCAGGUAUUAAUACGAGGGGCUACUACAACUGGUGAGAAGACAGUUUACAGGUACUCCCAAAUGUUUGAAAUGCAAACACAGAAUUUAUGCCCGCCGGGGCGGUUCUCCAUCUCUUUUAAGCUCCCUGGUCCAGUUGAUCCUCAGCAAUUUUCUGGUAAAUUUGGCACUGAUGGGAUUCUUGAAGGAAUUGUUAUGAAAGAAAGUUGGCAGAUGAAAUAAAAAUAUGCCUUGUAUAUGACAUUGCCUCUUAAUACUGCAACUAGUUGUUGUGUAUUGUCGGGACUUGACUAAAAUGGUCCAUAAAUAACAAAUAACUUAGACAUUUGAUAUCUUACAACUCAAUGAGCUAGUAGAAAAUAGACUUUUUUCUUUUCAAAGUACCUUUUCAAAUGGGAUGUCAAGUAAGUUCAACAGA